Molecule: messenger RNA, 2148 nt
Organism: Exophiala aquamarina CBS 119918
Lineage: Eukaryota; Fungi; Ascomycota; Eurotiomycetes; Chaetothyriales; Herpotrichiellaceae
Exons: 2
Coding region: 1-2148 (715 amino acids)
Molecular function (GO): metal ion binding
Source: RefSeq, a predicted model, not a curated record
AUGUCAGGGCGCACCAUUGGAGGUGGAAGAGUCUUAGGUAGCGGUAGAACACUUGGUCCUCCACCACCUCCUCCGAAGUCAUCCUCACCUUUGCCUGCUCACGUCUUGUCCCCUUCUGCUUCAACAUUAUCCUUGAAUACCACUGGCAGCGGUAGCUCCACUCCGCCAUCAUCCGACCCUCAAGACAUCGCCGCUCGAGUAUCACUAGAUCAUGGAGGUCCUGAUCUGUCCCUGGCUGCAGCUGCGGCUGCCGCAGGAGACCGUAUGGUCUGCCCAAUAUGCAAUGAGGAAAUGGUCACCUUAUUACAACUGAACAGACAUCUAGAUGAUGCACACAAAGAGAUAGAGGAGGACCAACAGGAUGAGGUCAAGGAUUGGUUCAAACAACAAAUGGUCAAAGCCAAGAAGUUCCAACCGUUAGCUGUCCUGAAUCAAAAAUUCAAAGGCCUGGAUGUCUUUGAAUCGAACCAUGAUAUGGUACGAAGCAGUACUCCUACCCCAAGGAACAAUUCAAUUACACGAGAGACGCACGAGUCUAGAACCGCUACUCCUCCGCCUCCGCCGCCAAAACCCGCCCCAGCGGUCAUCGACCCAGACGAUAUAAUUACGAAGCAGCAUUGGCAGAAAAGGACAGGAUUCGAUGCCUGUUCGGAUCCCACCUGCGAGAAAAGGCUAGGUGCUAGCGUAGGAAUUGUUAAUUGCCGAAAUUGUGGAAAACUCUUUUGUGACGAACACACCAUGUAUCAGAUGAAACUGUCAAGAGCAGCACAACACGAGCCCGUCCGAGGCUUGUGGUAUCGGGUCUGCGAGACAUGCUAUAAAAGCCGUGAGGGGUAUUCGGACAGACAUGGACUGGAGACGGAUAGAACAGAUACCUUUGGGUCCAUGCGACAAUCCAAAUCUGGACAGAGACAAAUGGAGGUAUCAAGACUUGAAAAGAGGCUCUCCAGACUGACGCAAUUACUUGCCAAUCCUCCCGAGGAAAUCCCUCAACAGACCACAAAUAAAAGGUGGUCUUUAUCAUGGGGUCAAAAUGAUCCGCGAAAAGCCCUCGAACAAAGCAUUGUUACUUGGCAGAAUGAUGCCGAUGUUGCCCGAUGUCCAUAUUGUCAACAAGAUUUUACUCAAUACACCUUCCGUCGACAUCAUUGCAGGACAUGUGGUAAAGUGGUUUGUGGAGAUCCAACGACAGCCUGCUCUAUUGUCCUGGGUCUCAAUGUUGCCACCACUAACAAACGCCAAUCUGUAACAGAAAAACCGUCCCCUGACAACACCGUCGCAUUGGAUGUUCGGCUUUGCAAAGAGUGCAAUCACACCAUCUUCUCCCAUCGAGACUUCCAGCAGUCACUUUCCUCCCAAACUAUUGCCCCAUUUACUCGCGCCUACAACAAUCUUGUUCAAUUUGAACGCGGCAUCCGGCUCUUGUUGCCCAAGUUUCAGAAACUACUUCAAGCACUACAAAAUCCAGAUCAACCACCAUCAUCGUCCCAAAUUGCUGAUGCGUCUCGGACUCGAAAACGAUUGAUGGAGUCCUUUACUCAAUUUGACACUGCAGCUCGGCGCAUCCGUGACAUGCCGAGUACUUCACCCACUCAGCUCAAAUUACAAAAAGCUAUCCACCAAAACGCCAGUCAAUUCCUUCACUUGCACAUGCUACCCCUCAAGUCCUUACCAAAGGUCCUCAAGCAUGCCACACCACAUGGCAAUUCAUCAUCGAAGACAGAUCCCAACAAUCCACGCUCAACUCUGUCUGUUCUCAACAAUCAACAUAUGCGGCAUGACAGCUCCUCCAAUCUCUCCGUUGCUUCAUUUGCCUCAUCUCGUGUUUCUGAACUCGAAGCGGAAGAGAAAGCUCUCCGCGAACGACUCAUCGUGCUCGAAGAGCAGAAAUUCAUGGUACAGGAAAUGAUCGCCGACGCAAACCGGCGGAGAAAGUUCGACGAGGUCGCCGCGCUAGCUGGCAACGUAGAGGAUCUAAGUACGGAAAUUGACGGCGUCCAGAAGCUCGUGGAUAACCUGCGAGGUGAGUUUGAAGGCGUCUACACAAAUGGAGGCUUGGGCAGCGGCGUCAACAGUCCCCAGAGAGCACCGAGUAACGCGGGAGCAGGAGGGACAGGGAAGUCGAAAAUGGUUGUCGAGCACGGAUGA